UGUCCCUGCUGCUCACUUGAUUGUGAAUCCAGUCUGGUGUGGAAGCAGGUUGGACGAUGGCGCUCAACGUUCAUCAUUCUCUGCUGGCUCUGCUUCUUCUAGGGACUGACGUGCUCAUCAGGAUUCCUGCUCAAGAGACUAGCGUUUCUGAGGCAUGGACCAGCAAGACCUGCAAAUGUGACUGUGAUGGAGCCGAAUCGCCAACAGAGUUUUCCAGCAUGGGGUCUGGCUCUAUGGUGAAAGGAGUGGAUUGCAUGCCAGAGUGUCCGUAUCACAAGCCUCUUGGAUUUGAGGCAGGAUCUGUGAGUCCGGAUCAAGUCACCUGCUCUAACCAGGAGCAGUACACCGGCUGGUUCUCCUCGUGGCUCCCGGGCAAGGCCAGGCUCAACAGCCAAGGUUUUGGGUGUGCAUGGCUGUCCAAAUUCCAGGACAAUAGUCAGUGGCUGCAGGUCGACCUGAAGGAGGUGAUGGUGGUCUCGGGGAUCCUGUCUCAGGGCCGCUGCGACGCUGACGAGUGGGUCACCAAGUACAGCGUUCAGUACCGCACUGACGAAAAGCUCAACUGGAUUUAUUACAAAGACCAAACUGGGAACAAUAGGGUGUUUUACGGGAACUCUGACCGCUCCUCGUCCGUCCAGAACCUCCUGCGGCCGCCCAUCGUGGCUCGCUACGUCCGCAUUCUCCCCCUGGGGUGGCACACUCGCAUCGCUCUGCGCCUGGAAUUGCUGCUCUGCAUGAAGAAAUGCAUGUGAACCUCUCCUCCUCUACCCCCCCUACCCCACCCCACCCAGCAUUGUCCCUUUGUGGUGUUCGAAUAUGUAUUCACAGAUCCAGCGCCUGAAUAACAAAUUGACCCUAAAAUAUUCACUACACCAAACGUUAUUGCAUCCAGCAUGCUACCGUGAAAAUAGCUGCGUUUGAUAUGCACAACAGGCUUUCAUUCAGUCCCCUCAGCAUUGUCUGUGCUAAACCGCUCUCCCACCGUGGGCUCUGUUUGACGAGUUCUCAAUUGGUGGCUCGGUUUGCAGUGAAAUGGCAUAAAUUCAAAGCAAUAAUUAGUGGCUGAGAAGAAGAGGCUGCGUUGCUAUGAGUGGUUCGUUGCCACAGGUUUGGGCUGUUCUGUGACACGGGGGGCUAAAACAUUAUUUCAGCCUCUCUGCAUGCGACUGACCAAGGCGGCACAAUACGGGACACAAUGAGUCUGGUAAUCAUUUACAGUUGUGUUCGAAAUAAUAGCAGUGCCUUUAGAAAAAUGAGUAAAUGUCAAAAUUCUUCAAAGAAAUUGUACUUUAAUGAACACAGAUACAUUGGGGACACAGUACAUUCUAUUCCAAAGCAAAACAAUUGCGCAAAGUCAUCAAAACUUAAAUAAUAAUAAUAAUAUUUCAAAUAAAGUAAGAAAUGGCAUGUUCAAAAGAAUAGCAGUGUUGCCAUCUUUCCUUGGAAACUCAAAAAUGUACUGUACAAACAAAGAAAUUCUUGAUAAGUGAACCUAGCUGAGUAUCCUAAACUAAUAUUUUGUUGCAAAACCACGGUUUCUGAUGACUGCUUCACAUCUGUGGUGCAUGGAGUCAACCAACUUCUGGCAUCGUUCCACAGGUAUUGCAGCCCAGGAUAAUUGCACUGUAUUCCACAAUUCCUCAGCGUUUCUUGGUUUUGCCUCAUGCACUGCACUUUUUAUGUCAGCCCACAAGUUUUCAAUGGGAUUAAGGUCCGGGGAUUGUGCUGGCCACUCCAUCAGUUGAAUCUUGUUCAUCUGGAACCAUGCUUUUGCUCGCUUGCUGGUGUGUUUGGGGUCAUUAUCCUGUUGAAAGGUCCACCUCAAAGGCAUUUCCUCCUCAGCAUAUGGCAGCAUGACCUCUUCCAGGAUCCUGAUGUACUGGAACUGAUCCAUGAUCCCUUGUAUGCGGUGAAUCGGACCAACACCAUAGUAUGAAAAACAUCCCCAUAUCAUGAUGCUUGCACCACCAUGCUUAAUGGUCUUCAGUGAGUACUGUGGCUUGAAUUCUGUGUUUGCAGGGCGUCUGACAUACUGCCUGUGACCCUUAGACCCAAAAAGAACAAUCUUGCUUUCAUCUGUCCACAAGAUAUUAUGCCAUUUCUUUUCAGGCCAGUCAAUGUGCUCUUUGGCAAAUUGUAAACGCUUCUGCACAUGUCUUUUUCUCAGCAGUGGGACUUUGCGGGGGCUUCUUGCUGGAAGGUUAACCUCAGUAAGACGUCUUCUGAUUGUCACAGUACUCACUGUCAACUGAAGGUCUUGCUUGAUCCUCUUGGAUCCCAUCAUUGGCUGAGUCUUCGCCAGUUUGGCUAUUCUUCUGUCCAUUCGAGGGGUUGUCUUUCUUUUCUUCCUCGUUUUUCAGUUUUUUGCUCCCAUUUCAGGGCAUUUGAGAUCAUUUUAGCUGAACAGCCAAUGAUUUUCUGCACCUCUUUGUAUGUUUUCCCUUCUUUAAUCAAUUUUUUUAUUAGGAAACGCUCAUCUUCAGAACAGUGUUUUGAACGACCCAUUUUCCUUGUUUUUUCAGGACAAAUGCACAGCCAGCAUGCCAGUUGUCUUGAUCCUUAAAUACGGAUCACCUGUUAACACCCUUUUUUCCCAGAAUACCCUCCCUAAUUGAUGCCCUCUCUAAUUGAACUCACCACUGCUAUUUUUUUGAACACACCCUUUUCAGUUAAUCAUUCAAUUUCACAGAAUCCACAGUAUGCAUGGCUGUCCUGUUGGGUUUGUUGGUUUUCUAUACCUUUAUUUUACCCCCCAGAAACUUAUCUGGGGUAUAGAGUUUGAAAUGUUAAUAACACCAGUGAUUUUCUUGCUGCUGUUGAGGCACUGCUAUUAUUUCGAACACAACUGUACAUUUAUAUUACAGUCCAUAAAUUCCACAUAAAUACAGCAGACGAUUAAAUGACCUGUUUACAUGAACUGUUUCCGUUUCCGGAACCAGAGAAGCCAGUUAGUUUGAUUGUAUUGUAUCACCUUAGAAAACAAAUUCAAAUCUUUAGCAGAGGCAAUAGAUCUCCGUUUGCACUUUUCCUCAUGUAGAAUAAAAGAGAGUAAAUAUAUUAUGAAAAUAAAUGUGAGCUGUCUUAGGUGGUUAUCACAUAAAUUUGAGUUUUUUUUGUUUUGUUUUUUUUCCUUCUGGUUUUGUUUUUGAACUUGUUCUAAAAAAAAAAAGGGAAUUUUCCAGGAGCGUGACGUCACAAUUCCCCGCUGUGCUCUCUGUUUAUCUCUGGUUUUUAUAACUGCCUCAUCCCUGCACAGGAGGGGUGCAACUCAUAAAAAAAA
Molecule: messenger RNA, 3280 nt
Organism: Fundulus heteroclitus (mummichog)
Lineage: Eukaryota; Metazoa; Chordata; Actinopteri; Cyprinodontiformes; Fundulidae
Gene: rs1a
Product: retinoschisin 1a
Exons: 6
Coding region: 57-752 (231 amino acids)
Source: RefSeq, a predicted model, not a curated record